Molecule: messenger RNA, 2236 nt
Organism: Tupaia belangeri chinensis (Chinese tree shrew)
Lineage: Eukaryota; Metazoa; Chordata; Mammalia; Scandentia; Tupaiidae
Gene: CUNHXorf58
Product: chromosome unknown CXorf58 homolog
Exons: 10
Coding region: 1-1908 (635 amino acids)
Source: RefSeq, a predicted model, not a curated record
AUGCGGAGACGCCGAGCUGCGGGCGUCGCGCCCCGGGCGGCGGGAGCACGCAAGCCCCACCCCCCGGAGACUCCGCCCUUGCGCCGAGGGUUGCUAAGCGGCGGAGGGAGCUGUGCGCCGCGCGGCGCUGGGAACCUGCCUUUGCCUCGGCGAUUGGAUGCCCAGCCGCAUGGCUUGGGAAUCCUGUUCGCAGGGGCUGCCGCGUGGGGGCGCCCGGCGGGCUUCGUGAGGCUUCGAGAGGUUCGCACCCGGAAGCUGCUGAUCGGGACCUGGAUUUACCUCACAAAAGAUUUCUUCAUUGUACAGAAAAUAAAACCUUCCUUAACUGCUGAAAGCAGACCCGAACUUCCAGAUCAGAUUGAUUCUAGUGUUCCAAAGUCAGAGGAUCGACCCUUAGGAACUGAUAUUCUAAAACUGAUUGGUAUUGGCCUUCCAAAAUCAGAUAAUCGACGAUCAAGAAUUCGCAUGCUAAAUCACACUGUUACUGGUGGUCUAAAAUCAGAUCAUCGACAACCUGGAGCUGGUGCUCUAAGUCAGACAAGUGCUGGUGGUCCAAAAUCAGAUCAUCAACAACUGGGAGCUGGUGGCCCAAAUCAGACUGGUACUGGUACUCUAAAAUUAGGUAGUCGACAGCCAGAAACUGGUGUUCCAACUCAGAUUGGUGCUGAUAUUCCAAAAUCAGAUAAUCAGCAAUCCAGAGAUGGUGUUGCAAAUCAAAGUGGUACUGGUAUUCUAAAAUUGGGUAAUCGGCAAUCAGGAGCUGGUGGUUCAAGUCAUACUGGCACUGGUAUUCUAAAAUCAGAUCAUCGACCAUCUAGAACUGGUGGUCCAAAAUCAGAUCAUCGACGAUCAAAAAAAGGUCACAGAGUCCGUUUUGCAAGUAUUGUGAAGGCGAAGACAGUACAACUAAUUAGUAAAGAAGCUGCAGCUCACACAAUACAGAGAGCUUGGUUAUCAUACAUGAACAGAACGAUAUUUCAACUCCUAAAACACACAAUUUGUGCAGCGGAAUACUACGUGACACAUGAAAUACUGAAGAAAGUGAGCCCCAUAGAGGCUAAGCUUAUUAAAGAUCCUAGCAUGAAGUGUAAAGUCAGAUUCAGAUUUAGUGGUGAAACAUUUCCACCUUUCAUCGUGUUCAAAAUCUUUCUUCAUAAUGAUGGCCGUGGUUACAAGUAUUUUAGUGGAAAAAACUUAUUAAAGCCAUCAACUGAGGGAGUGGUUGAUGCUUAUAAAUUAAUGGGAAAAAGGAAAUUUUACAAUCAAAUUAUGGAAGAUGAACGCCUUUACCAAAAGUACAAAAUAACUGAAGAAGUAGAUGUCGUCACUAUGAAAGAUUACAUGCAAUAUUCUAGCCUUCUAGACGAGACUCCUGCAUCAUCGGGUGGUAAAAACAAUUACUGGCGAAGAUUAAGCCUUGAAAACAUUCCCAGGGCCACGAUGAUGUAUGACAUCGUUGAUUAUGCACAGUCUGGAGUCAUUUCAAACCGUCUACAAAAAGAAAUGAAAUAUUUGUUACGGAAACCACAGUCAGAAGAAAUGCACCAGCACCAGCUGCGGAUCGUUUCUGGAGUUAGACGCCCUAUAAUUCUCCCACCUUUACACCGGCCGUACCAACUGCAAAAUCAAGUUACACAUCCGUGUCAACGAUCCAAGGAAACUCAAAUGCAACUUGAAAGAAUGAAACAAGUCUUUAAGAUAGCUAAAGAAAAAACUGCUUCCGAGGUAAUCGGACUGCAAGUGGACAAACCAAGUACUGAGCAGCAACGGACAAUCAUUGCCUCCACCCCAUCUUUAGACAUUGUGAAAAUUAAUGAAUCCCUGCCAGGUGGCAAAUUAGAAAAAGAAGAAAAGGGAUUAUUUGCCUGGUGUGAAGACGCGUAUCUUAGGAACCCUUCAUCAUGUUAAUGCACAGCUAAUUGACAGAAAACCAAAGUCAUUUAACAAUCUGCUUGUCUGUGUAUAAGUGAUGAGUAUGAGUAAUAAAGGGAAAUAACAUGGAAACAAGUCCUCGGUAUGCUCUCUUAAGGAAAUGCAUGAUGUAUUUUAAGCCCUUUUGUAUUACCUUAGGUGCACAUAUUUUUUUACUGACAGAAUUUCAAUCCAAAUAACUUAUUUUUAUUAGAUGCCGCCUUCGAACUAGCAGUAUACAGUUUUGUUCAAAAAAUGAUGGGCAGAUUAGUCCUGGGUCUUUCAUUCCAUUUUGAUUUUCUUUCAUUUAAAAAAAAAUAUCUGA